This is a messenger RNA of Arvicanthis niloticus (Nile rat), 3220 nucleotides long. It is a transcript of the gene Foxr2, whose product is annotated as forkhead box R2. Gene Ontology annotation, cellular component: nucleus. Gene Ontology annotation, biological process: regulation of DNA-templated transcription. Gene Ontology annotation, molecular function: sequence-specific double-stranded DNA binding; DNA-binding transcription factor activity. NCBI's taxonomy places the organism in Eukaryota, Metazoa, Chordata, Mammalia, Rodentia, Muridae. The record is from RefSeq and is a predicted model, not a curated record.
AGACCCCAACUCCAGCAGGCACUCCCUGGGAACCCAAAGGCCACUCCUGCCAGGCAAGCAGUCAUUCUUUAUCCCAGUGCCUAACUCCAGCAGGCACUCCCUGGGAAUGCUCAGGCCACUCUGGACAGGGAAGCAGGAUUUUACUCAACUACCUAGAAAACACACCUACGACUUGCCAAGAGUUAUCAAAACAUCAUUUGUGAUCAACAGUGAGAAAAGACUUGGAAAAAUCUGAAAGUGGUUUUUCCUACUAAAAUGAUCAUAGUUCCUCUUUUGAGCUUUGUCCCAGAAAGCUGCGGCUUCUCUGACCAGUGAAGUAUCAGUGUCCUCGCAUCAGCCGUUCCAGCAGGCCUACUGAUAGAUUGCACCAGAGAGGAGACAUCUUGGAUUAAAUAGUGCCCCAGCAAUAGCUUUGCAAAGUUCUGGAGAGACUUUUAUCUAUUUGGAAGUUUACUUUCAUCCAUCUCUUCAGUAAAGAUGGAUGUAAAGGUAAAAAAUCGGGACUUCUGGUACAGUCUCCAUGGCCAAGUCCCCGGGAUGCUGGACUGGGACAUGGGGAAUGAAUUUUUCCUGCCUUGUACCGUGGAUCAGUGCUCUUUCGCUGAGCAGAGUCUUGCCAAAUAUAAAAUCCAACUGACAAAACCACCUGCACUGCCUCAGGAGAAGAAAUCCAGUUUUGAUGAUGAUGGUCCUUCCACUGAACCCAGCUUGUGGAUGUGGGUGAAUCCUAACAUUGUGUGCCCCGUCAACAGCAAGGAGGCUCCAAAUCCCAUUCAUAAAGUUAUGCCAAGUGCACCAUUCCCACAGACUGGCGAGUUUGACUGCUUAGGGACCCAGAGAGUGGUACAAUCCCUGUCUGUUCUCCAUACUGAGCAUCAUCAGCAACAGAAGCUGCCUGUUUACUCCACUGACCCAGAUUUUGUAGAAGAGGAGACUAAGGAACAGGAAUGCACAUCCUCUAAGAAACACUCCAAGAAGCACACAGUGUGCCAUGGCCCCCACCGGGAGAGGGAGUCCUGGCCACGCCCUCCCCUAAACUACAGCCAUCUAGUUGCUGUAGCAUUAAAAAGCAGCCCUUCCAGUGGCCUCAAUGUGCAACAGAUCUAUAAUUUUACUCGACAACAUUUCCCCUAUUUCCGGACAGCACCAGAGGGCUGGAAAAACACCAUUCGACACAACCUCUGCUCUUUGACCUGCUUUGAAAAGGUGCCAGUCGACCUUGAAGAUGAGCCAGAUGGAAAACCUCGCUCUUUCCUCUGGAAGCUCACUGAUGAGGGAAACCGAUUCUUUCAGGAGGACACCCGUGUCUUGGCCUAUGCUCGAAGGGAGAGCAUCAAACAGAGCAUGCGCCAACCAGAGCUGAUAGACCUCCUCUUUCAUCUUUAAUGUUUUCUUCUUUUCUUAUGCGUGUGUGGUGUGUGUAAGUGUGUGUAUGCAUGCUUGUAUGUGUGUGGGCAUACAUGUGCACAUGUGUGUGGAGGCCCAAGGUUGACAUUAAGAUUUUUCCCUCCAUUGCUCUUCCACCUCAUUCUUUGAGGCACGGUCUUUCAGUGAAAUCCAGAGCUCAUAGAUACUGUAAGUCUCACUAACCAGCUUGCUCCUAGGAUCCCCAGUCUGUGCAUGCAUUCCAAGGCUGAGAUUGUAGGCAGGUCCUCAUGCCCACCUAGUUUGGUUCUGGGGAUCUGAAUGCAGGUCCUCUUGCUUGCAUGGCAGGCACUUUAACUGCUGAGCCAUCUCCCCAGCCUCUUUCAUUUUUGAAAGACAACUUUCACUUUCUGGAACACUGCCCUGCUUACCGUGCUGAACUAACUUUUACUCAUCUGUAAUCUUACUCUGUUUGGUUGGCGCCAAGCCUGUCUUUAGCCACUGUUAAGUAGUCAGAGGUGACUACAGGGGAGGCAGAGAUUAAAUCCAGAUGUAGAAUGAUGGAAAGUUAUACAACAGCUGUAACUGUUCUACACUUUGAGCAAAGGUAGAACGUCUUAGGAACCAUGGCAAGCAAUCUAAGGCUAGAAAAGUAUGUUACAUCUUUUGGAGCAAAUUGUGAAAUAUAAAGGAUGAAUACAAAAUAAACCCAGGAUAUGGACAACCUCUGCUGCCAUGUGAAGGAAUAUGUGUAUAAAAUGAACUAGGCUUGGUGUUUGAAGUAUGGAGACUCAAAUAUCUCCCUCUACCAUUCAUCAUUUGCAUCUUCUUUUGAAGUGACCCAUUGUAUCCAUCAGGGCCUCACUCUUCUCUCUAGUCUUAGACUUAACAACUUUGUUCUAUUGCUAUUCAGUUCCAGCAGUGACAAAUGCAGGCAGCUGUUAUGUGUUUGAAUAUUGAAAGUCUUUAAAUUGAUUGUGUAUUAACCCUAAGCUUUUUGAUGACAAUGCAUUGGUGCUCAUUUGUGUUUUUCACCAAACGUUAUUUGAGGAACUGUGAGGUCCAUCUUUAGGUGAUAGAAGAUAGAAAGCAAGCAUAUAUUUGUGAGGCAUCAGGAUAUUUAUGUGUGAUAAAACAGAGGUGUGAAGUUGCCAUGGAAAUGGAGAGACAUCCUUCCUGGAAAUAGGAAAGCAUUAAAAAUGAAGUGCCUUUUGAGCUAGAUUUGAAGAACAAAUAGGAAUUUGCUGAGCACAUAAACUGAGAAGAAACAACACUAUAAGGGGAACAGUGUGAAUAGCAUUAACCAGGUGCUUGAUGCAUUCUGGGAAGACAGCUACACUAGGAGCAGGAGCCACUGUAAGAGAGGUAACCAAACUGCUUUUAAGUUGUGCUUACAUGUUAACUAAGAGACAUACUUUGUGCAUUGCUAAAAAUCACAAACAAAAUACCAACAUAACAGAUGUUUCAACCUUUGGCUUUCUAAUUUUAAAAUGUAUUUUUUGUAGGCACUAAGUUCAUGAAAUGUAAACAUAGUUUUUGCCUUUUGUCUUAAUACAUUUUUAAAUGUAUUCCAACACUUAGAAAAUAGCUUUUAAGUAUGUGUUUAGUUGCCAAGCAUCCAAUGAGACUAUAAUACCUAGACCAUACAAAAGCAGCUAAUUUGAUAUGAUUACAACAAGAGAGAGCUUACUUUUUAAUGGCUUGCUAUAGCAGAAACAAAACUGUUUAGAUUUAUUUGCGAAGGUUGCAUAAUCCAGGAAAAUCUUUUCCAAAAGUAAUUGUAAAUGUCACUUCUGUAUCAUAGUUACUUUGAAAAUGUUGACAAACCAGUCUGGAAUUAAUAAAAUUUUCUACC